AUGGCCAAGAAGAAGCUCGCCAUCAUCGGUGGCUCAGUUAUCCUUCUUGUCGCCAUUGUCACUGUUAUCGUCAUCACUCUCACUGAUAAAAACCCCAAUGCACCAUCUCCGACCGCCUCCACAAACAGCUCAGGCCAAAUCAAGACCUCCGUAAAAGCCAUUCAAAACAUCUGCCACCCAACUGAUUACAAACAAACAUGUGAAGAAACCCUUACCGCGGCAGCCGGCAACAUUACCGACCCGAAAGAGCUUGUAAAACUCGCCUUCCAAGUUACUAGUGACCAAAUUAAACAAGCAUUGAACCAUUCCACCCUUCUCUUAAAUGCCGAGAAGGAUCCUUUGAGUGUUGGAGCUCUUAAGGAUUGCCGUGAAGUUUUUGGCUAUGCUGUUCAAGAUCUUCAAGAUACAAUUGAUCGCUUUAGUAACUUCGAUGCCAGUACGAUCGACAACAUGGUUGACGAUAUUAAGGUGUGGCUUAGCGCCGUCGUGACUUACCAAGAAAGUUGCCUUGAUGGCUUCUUGAAUGUCACUUCCGACGCUGGUCAGUCCAUGGCUGCCGCUCUAAACAUUUCGAAACAAAUGUCUAGCAAUGCAUUGGCCAUGGUAGACGGGUUGGGUGCACUUAUCGGUUUGAUCAACAUUCCGCAGUUCAACAGGAGACUUCUUGCUGAGGCGAAGACCGGAGACUUCCCGUCUUGCCUGCUGUCACAGUCGCUAAGGAUGGCUCCGGUGACUUUAAAACCAUCAGUGAAGCUCUCCAGGGAGUUCCAAGAAAAACAAAUACAAGUUAUUAUGUGA
Dioscorea cayenensis subsp. rotundata (Guinea yam) is the source of this 798-nucleotide messenger RNA. RefSeq names its product putative pectinesterase/pectinesterase inhibitor 28. Gene Ontology annotation, molecular function: pectinesterase inhibitor activity; pectinesterase activity. Bases 1 to 798 code for a protein of 265 amino acids. The transcript has 2 exons. NCBI's taxonomy places the organism in Eukaryota, Viridiplantae, Streptophyta, Magnoliopsida, Dioscoreales, Dioscoreaceae. The record is from RefSeq and is a predicted model, not a curated record.